Messenger RNA from Recurvomyces mirabilis, 1770 nucleotides. RefSeq lists its product as uncharacterized. Gene Ontology annotation, molecular function: molybdopterin cofactor binding; heme binding; sulfite oxidase activity. The coding region runs from base 1 to 1770 and encodes 589 amino acids. The transcript has a single exon. Lineage: Eukaryota; Fungi; Ascomycota; Dothideomycetes; Mycosphaerellales; Teratosphaeriaceae. Gene Ontology annotation, cellular component: mitochondrion. The record is from RefSeq and is a predicted model, not a curated record. Gene Ontology annotation, biological process: sulfur compound metabolic process.
AUGAUCUACUCAAAGCUUUCGACUCGCCUCUUCUCGCACGGCGUGACGGUCGUCGGUCCUCCUCUAAGCCAUACCACGCGGCGAAGAGCGACCAAUACUUUCAGCAUUGGCGGUGCAUCUUGGUCCUCAUCGUACCUCUCUUACAGCUUCGUGCGUCCUUUGCGGCACCUCUCUUGGUGUCGGGUCAAAGCAGCUGGAGAUACGCGCAAUGCAACGACCCAGCGCCCGGCAGACGUCGGCGCAGCAAUCGUCGUCGGAGCUAUUUUCUCAGGUGUCAUAAUACUAGCGACGUCGCAGUCGGCAUUUGCGGACGCGCCCAGCCCAGAUGAGAAGUUGAUUCGCCUCCACGAGAUCCACGAUCACAAUCGGAGGGCCGACGCGUUCUGGGUCUACCGUGGCAAUCGUGUCUACGAUAUCACCGACUGGGUUCCGAACCAUCCUGGCGGCGAGGUAAUUUUACGUGCAGUGGGUGGCAGCAUCGAGCCAUACUGGAAUAUUUUCACCAUUCACCAGAAACAAGACGUGUAUGAUAUUCUCGAACAAUACUUUAUUGGCACCAUUGAUCCACGUGAUUUGGUGGAUGGCCAGGCACCCGCCGAUCAAGUCGACGACCCAUUCAAGUCUGACCCUCUCCGAGAUAAGGAGCUCAUUGUACACAGCACCCGUCCAUUCAACGCCGAAACAGCUGCGACCGAUCUACAAACCUUCAUUACCCCGACGAGCCGCUUUUACAAAAGACACCACCUCUGGGUGCCCCAAGUCGACGAAGAGACCUUCACGCUCACAGUGGAGCUUCCAGAUGGCGAGGAAAAGGUGUACUCUGUAGCAGAUUUGCGCAAAAGGUUCAAGGAGCACACGAUCACCGCGACCAUGCAAUGUUCCGGUAAUCGUCGCUCGCACAUGACUGAGGGCUCCAGCCCAACUAACGGGAUCCAAUGGGGAGUUGGCGCAAUCAGCAACGCAUCGUGGACAGGAGUGAGAAUGCUUGACGUUCUUGAGGAUGCAGGUUUCAAUGUUACGACUCUGCCUGAAGACGUCAACCAUGUGCACUUCCUCGGUGCUGAGGCUUACGGCGCGUCAGUGCCACUUCAGAAAGUCAUGGAUCGCUUUGGCGAUGUAAUGAUCGUCUACGCAAUGAACGGCAAGCCUUUGUCGAGAGAUCAUGGCUAUCCUCUGAGGGCGUUAGUGCCUGGCACUGUCGCCGCACGUAGUGUUAAGUGGCUGAAUAGAAUCAUCCUAUCGGAAGAAGAGUCCUCAUCACAAUGGCAACAGCGCGACUACAAGUGUUUCGGACCUAACGAAGGCAGCAAGCCUGACUGGGAGAGCGCUGUAGCAAUUCAAGAAACUCCUGUGCAGUCUGCUAUCACUGACGUACAGAAGGUGACCACGAAUCGCUUGAAAGACAGCUCUUUGGCCCGCGUCUACGGUCUUGAGGAGGAAUCUAUUAUCUUGCGUGGCUACGCCUUCUCUGGUGCUGGUCGCUCUAUUGUGCGAGUAGAUAUUAGUCCAGAUAAUGGGAAGACCUGGCAGCAAGCGCAGAUCGAAGACGCCAAGGAACAGGGCCAACGUUCCUGGAGUUGGCGCCUGUGGAGCCUGGCAGUUCCGACGCGUCUCCUUUCCGGCAACGUCUGUGUCAAAGCUACCGACGAUGGAUACAACACACAACCCGAGAGCUUUACGCCAUAUUAUAACUUCCGCGGCAACUUAGCUAAUAGCUGGCAUAGAGUGCCGACAUCAGAAGUUCUCAGCGCCGCUGCAGUUCCCAAAUGA